AUGAGUGACGCGAAGUCUUUUCAAGUCGCGGAAAUAUUCGCAAUCUCGAAGGUUGGGGAGGGGGACUAUAUAUUUGAAGAUGUUCCGCAGGCAAGGGCAGAUGCCCCAGCAUUUCUGGGGAAGGAAAAUAUUGAUUACGACAACGAUGUUAUAAAGGUCAAAGGCUGGAUUGAUACAGAGACAUUUGACUACUAUUUCACCGUUUGGGUUGUUGGUAAAAAUGCUGGAACCUGGCAGGGCAAACUUGACAUAGCAUUGAAAUUUGGUUUCUCUGCUGGACAGUUGAAAGGAUCCGUCACAUUUUACGUAAAGGAUGGACAUCAAUUGAGAGUUGCCGUUGAUCUGAAAAUCAAGUUUGACGGAAGCAUCAAGAAUGAUUGGCUGAUCAUCAAGUGGUGA
Penicillium subrubescens is the source of this 399-nucleotide messenger RNA. RefSeq lists its product as uncharacterized. The record is from RefSeq and is a predicted model, not a curated record. The transcript is spliced from 3 exons. Bases 1 to 399 code for a protein of 132 amino acids. Lineage: Eukaryota; Fungi; Ascomycota; Eurotiomycetes; Eurotiales; Aspergillaceae.